This is a messenger RNA of Oncorhynchus mykiss (rainbow trout), 3482 nucleotides long. The record is from RefSeq and is a predicted model, not a curated record. NCBI's taxonomy places the organism in Eukaryota, Metazoa, Chordata, Actinopteri, Salmoniformes, Salmonidae.
AUGCCAGGAGAACGAUUGAUGGAGAGCGGUUCUGAUGUGGGCCGUUUCCAUGGCAAUGCCCUGACCAUAGUGGAGGCAACCAACCAGGAGGAGGCGGAGUCUAAGGAGCAGGGGGGCUUUCUCCAGGGUGUUCAGAAGAUAUGCUGCUGCUGGCCACGCCAGAGCAGCUUGUACGAUACAGUUGUCACGGACGAAGUGGAGAAACAGGCCCCGCUUCCUGAGCCCCCUCAGCCCCACACUGGAGACAAUCAGCUGGAAGAGUUGAUGUUGUCAGUGCACUCGGUGGAUCUACUGAGCUCUAAAACGGGUCAGAACCGCAUGGAGCAUCACACCGACUGUUACCAUGGCAACGCACUCAUCAUCCGACGUGGCCAGACCUUCCAGAUAGAACUGGACCUGUCGCGACCUUUUAACUCCAACACAGACAAACUCCACCUGGACCUCAGGACAGGACCCCUCCCCAUGGUGUCAAAGAACACGCACGUCAUCAUUCAAUUGGUGGAAGAGCUGGAGGACGACCGCUGGGAGGCCAAGAUAGUGGAGCGGAACGGCAACAGGAUCAAGCUGUCCGUCAACUCGCACGCCAAAGCUGUGAUUGGCAAGUACAAGCUCACCGUGACGGUGGAGUCUCCGAAGGGCGGGUCUGCAACCACACGCGACCCCAGGAAAGACAUCGUCAUGCUGUUCAACCCCUGGUGUGAAGAUGACACAGUGUACAUGGAUGAUGAGGAGGAGAAGAAGGAGUAUGUGCUGAAUGACACAGGAAGACUCUACUACGGCACAGAGAAACAGAUUGGAGAUCGCACAUGGAACUACGGACAAUUCCUUGAGGGGAUGCUGGAGGCCUGUCUCUAUGUGCUGGAGAAGAGUGAGAUCCCUCCGCCUGGUAGAGGGGACCCUGUCAACGUGGUCAGAGUCAUAUCUGCCAUGAUCAACUCCCAAGAUGACAAUGGGGUCCUGGCUGGGAAUUGGUCAGGGAACUAUGUAGGAGGAGUUUCCCCUACAGCCUGGAAUGGCAGUGUGGAGAUCCUGAGGAAAUACCACAAGGAGGGAGGCCUGCCUGUCAAAUAUGGACAGUGCUGGGUCUUCUCUGGGGUCACCACCACAGUGCUCAGGUGCUUGGGUAUACCGUGCCGUAGUGUAACAAACUUCCAGUCGGCCCACGACACAGACGUCUCACUCACCACAGACAUGUAUUUUGACGAGAAAAUGGAGCCGUUCGACGAACUCAACACUGACUCUGUUUGGAAUUUCCAUGUAUGGAACGACUGUUGGAUGGCCAGGCCAGACCUUCCUCCUGGUAACGGCGGCUGGCAGGCAUUAGACGCCACCCCGCAGGAGACCAGCCAGGGGACCUUCCGCUGUGGCCCUGCUUCUGUCACCGCCAUCCGCACCGGCCAGGUCUACCUCAAAUACGACACACCUUUCAUCUUUGCUGAGGUGAACAGUGAUAAGAUCUACUGGCAGAGGAACCUGGAUGGUAUCUUCACUCAGAUCCAAUGUGAAAAGAAGGCCGUGGGCCACUGCAUCAGCACCAAGGCUGUGGGCUCUGACAAACGCGAUGACAUCACACACCUGUACAAACACACCGAAGGAUCAGAGGAGGAACGUAUCGCCGUGGAGACAGCCAGUCGUUAUGGCACCAAGCCUGACGUGUACUCUACAUCCAUGGCGGAGGACGUGAGCUUGGAGGUGAAGUUGGAGGGAGAGGGGCCUCGUAUGGGGGCUGACGCCCAGCUGACCAUCGUGAUAACCAAUUUCAGCUCCCAGACCCGCAAGACAACGCUACACAUCCAGGUGGCAGUCAUGUACUACACCGGGGUGCUGAAGGGCACCGUCAAGAAGGACAAGAUGCCUGUGGCGCUCAAGCCCAAUGAAGUGAAGGCCAUGCAGUGGGUCCUGCCCUACCACAGCUACCAGGACCAGCUGGUGGACCAGGCUGCUCUAAUGCUGACUCUGUCUGGACGGGUCAGCGAGACCCAACAGGUCCUGGCCACUCAGACCAGCUUCAGGCUACGCACACCUGACCUCAGCAUCGAGGCUGUAGGGGAGGCGGUGGUAGGCAAGAAGAUGACAGCCAAGAUCACGUUCACCAACCCUCUGCCACGUACACUGAGGGGCGUGGUGCUCAGGGUGGAGGGACUGGGCCUGCAGGAGGUCAAAGAGGUGGUUGUGGGUGAUGUUGGGAGCCACUCUACGGUGACUCGGACAGAACACUUCAUACCCACCCAGGCUGGACACAGGAAGCUGGUAGCAGCUCUGGACUGUAAACAGCUGACACAGGUGCACGGGGUUGCUGACAUCAUUGUCCAGGACCAAUGAGAGGGAGCCUUCAACUGCUCUCUCCUGUCCACUUAUCUGGUGUUUCAUUCAAGUCUCCAAAAAGAGAAUGGGAAGCUUUUUAUUCAGUUUUCCCAUGAUUUGAGUGUAAUAUAUAUUUUUUUCAUGCUGACAUGUAAUUAUGGAAAUACCCUGAUCGUUGGAUGAAGUUGUACACUAAAUUGUUUUUACCCGUGUUAAUGUUUUUAAUACUCACGUCAUAUUUUUCCAAAUCAAUCAAGUUUAUUUGUCACAUGCUUCGUAAACAACAGGUGUAGACUAGCAGUGAAAUGCUUUCUGACGGGCCCUUCCCAACAAUGCAGAGAGAGAAGAAGGAUCAAUAGAAGAAGAAGAAUUCGAGGAAUAAAUACACAAGGAGUAACGAUAACCUGGCUAUGUACACGAGGUGCCAAGUCAAUGUGCUGGGGUAGGAGGUAAUUGAGGUAGAUACAAUAGGUAGGGAUAAAGUGACUAGGCAACAGGAUAGAUAAUAAACAGCAGUAGCCUAAGUGAUGAUUAAAAGAGUUAGUGCAAAAAGGGUCAAUGCACAUAGUUAAAUAGUUAACCAAUAGCUACUCGGACAAACUAUUUUGCGGUCUUAUGGCUUGGGGGUAGAAGUUGUUCAGAGUCCUGUUGGUCCCAGACUUGGUGCUUCGGUACCACUUGCCGUGUGGUAUCAGAACAAACGUUCUAUUAUUUGGGAGGCUGGCUGGCCUUUCUCUGACACCGCCUGGUAAGCUCGGCCCCAGUGAUGUACUGGGCCAUACGCACUACCCUCUGUAGGGCCUUGCGGUCAAAUUCCAAGCAGUUGACAAACCAAGUGGUGAUGCAGCCAGUCAAGAUGCUCUCAAUGGCGCAGCUAUAUACCUUUUUGAGGAUCUGAAGGCCCAUGCAUAAUCUUUUUAGCAAUAGAGGGGGAAGAGGCAUUGUCGUGCCUUCUUCAGGACUGUGUUGGUGUGUGUGGACCAUGAUAAUGCCUUAUUGAUGUGGACACAGAUUCUUGAAGCUCUAGGCUCCGUCCACUGCAGCCAUGUGGAUGGGGGGCGUGCUCGGCCCUCCUUUUCCUGAAGUCCGCGAUCAGCUUCUUUGUCUUGCUGAUAUUGACAUCGAGGUUGUUGUCCUGGCACCACACUGCCAGGUCACUGACUUCCAGAUAGGCUGUC